Molecule: messenger RNA, 2546 nt
Organism: Ipomoea nil (Japanese morning glory)
Lineage: Eukaryota; Viridiplantae; Streptophyta; Magnoliopsida; Solanales; Convolvulaceae
Product: WEB family protein At5g16730, chloroplastic
Exons: 3
Coding region: 226-2307 (693 amino acids)
Source: RefSeq, a predicted model, not a curated record
UUUUAGUGUUGCGGCAAUGCGCAUGAAAGUGCCCGCCAAGUUCGGAGUUUGUCCCGAGUUCUAACCAGAAGUCCAUAACUAACAUUCUCUUUCUCCUUCACCCGCGCACAACAAACAGAAAAUUUGAGGUGGAAUUUUCAAAUCUCUCUGAUUUUCCCAAAGAUUGGAGCAUCCUCCGUCAACAACGAGGUUUUCACCACGUAUAUCACCCAAUCCAAUCCAAUAAUGCUACGUUCCAAAUCCAGAUCUGGAUCGGUUGAUUUUCGACAGAGCAGCAAUCAUCACUCGGUGUUUGCAAGAACAAUCUCUGCAUCCAAGCUCUGUAGAGGCGACGCUUUAGGAUCGCAGAUCGAUGCCGAAGCCGUUGUUUCUCUGCAACGGAAGCCUUCCAAGACUGAGAGUGGGAUUAAUAGAGUCACAGUAGUGCUGCAGAAGCAAAUGGGGGAGCUAGAAGAGGAGCUGAGGGAUACCAAACAGAAACUAUGUUCCGCCGAGGAGGACAGAAACCAAGCCCUUCGGGAACUAAGGGAGAUAAAAGAGGUAGUUCAGGAGAUCAAGUCAUUGAAGGAUUUGUUGUCUUGUACACGAGAAGAGUCGAAUGCGAAAGACAAGGAUAUCCAGUCUUUGAGAGCGGAGCUGGACAGUGCCAGGGAUUUUGAGCUUAAGUUGUUGCAAAGAGACUCGAGUUUAGAGAGGUUGAAGGAGGAAUUGGGCGAUGCAGCGAGGGAUUUGCUGGAUGAUCACAGGAGGAAAAUCCAGGAGCUAGAAGAUGAAGUGGAGGACAGGAAGCUGUCGGAGUGCCAGGCUUUGGAUUCCUUGGAGUCUCAGACGAAGGCGUUUGAGCAGACUAAGAUUGAGUUGGAAGAACACAAGGAGAGAAUUGGUUCACUUGUUGAGAGGAUUCAGUUGUUGGAGGCAAAUUCCAGGAAGAAAAGAAGCCAGUCCAGUGAUUCUUCUGAUGAUGAUUUUCGUCAUUCAAAGAGAGAAGAACCUGAACUUCGAGUCUUAAAACAGAAGCUGGCAAAAUCUGAAGAGAGCGAGAGAAUCGCGUUAUCAAAGGUUAGUAGGUUGACAGACGAACUAAAUACGCUCAAGAAUGAACUGAAGUACGCUACUGGUGCAGAGGAACAGAGCAGUAUGGCGAUGGAUGAUUUAGCACUAGCGCUGAAGGAAGUAGCAACAGAGUGUGCCGAGACUAAAGAAAAGCUUUUCACUACUAAGUCGGAGCUCGAUCAAGUGAAAGAAGAGUUGCAAAAGAUGACAGAGAUGGUGGGGAGCACAGAAGAAAAGUAUGAGAAGCUUUUGGAUGAGGCGAAAAAUGAAAUCGAGCUGCACAAAAAAACAGCUGAGAGGUUGAGAUCAGAAGCCGAGGACACACUUUUUGCUUGGAACGGGAAGGAGAUGGGAUUUGUGACUUGUAUCAAGAGGGCCGAGGAAGAAAGGGCGCUUGCUCAACAUGAAAACACUAGGCUGGCCGAGGCACUAAAAGCAGCUGAGCACAUGACUAGGGCAGCAAGGGAAGAAACCUACAAACUAAGGGAUAUAAUGAAACAGGCCGUUAAUGAAGCCACUGCAGCAAAAUCAGCAGCUGAUAUUGCACGGGCAGAAAAUUCUCAGCUCAAAGAUCUGUUGACUGACAAGGAUGAAGCCGUGCAUUUCCUUUCUCGUGAGAAUGAACGUCUCAGGAUCAACGAGGCUGCAGCUAAUGAGAACGCCAAGCAGUACAAACUAAUGCUUUCUUAUGUGUCCCAAGAGUUGAAGGUUGAGGAAAGGGAUCACGAAGGGAUGAAGACCCCGAAUACAGAUAGCGAGGGGCAUGAAGAUGAAGAAGAAGAAGAAGAAGUAGAAGAAGAAGACGAAGAUGAGGAGAACAAAGAGGAUAGAAAAUUCAGCAUUGAUCUCAGAGAGCUGGCAUUGCUCAAAGAGGACGAGGAUGAUACACAAUCAAGAAUUGAACAUGAGGAUCCUGAAAAGGCCGAGGCACUCAAGGGCUCCAUCUUUGAUACCCCUUACUCACCCAAGUCAGAGCCGCGCACCCCAAAGCAACAACCAGUUCAUCAUCGCCGCAAGUCUACUGCCUUUGCAGAUGCUGAAGAUUCACCAAACACAGAAGAUGCUGGUGAAACUAUAGAUAAUAGUCAUCAUGUAGAUGAGUCAGAUAGUGAAAAGAAUUCGCAUAGAAGAAAAAAAGCAUUGCUUCGCAGAGUUGGAGACCUCAUAUUGAGAAAGAGUUUCAGUAGGAAGGAGCCAUCCCCAGUUCCACCUUCAUCCCCAGCAGCACACACUUCAUCCCCAGCCCUGGAGUAGGCCUAUACUGCACAUAUAGCUAAACCUGAAAUGGUAUGAAUUUUUUGUUUCAUAAUAUCCUAUAAAGAAAUACUUCUUUUAUCAGGGAGAAAAAUGAGGUGACAAAUUAUAAGCCUCUUUUCACCUUUAUUUUUUUUAAUUUUUAAUUUGUAAUUUUUUUUUACUUGCUCUUGGCAAUCUUGUACUAUGGCAUUUGUACAGAGCAAUCCAUCAUAGAAAUAUAUUUUCAUUUGGAAACA